Molecule: messenger RNA, 1659 nt
Organism: Bathycoccus prasinos
Lineage: Eukaryota; Viridiplantae; Chlorophyta; Mamiellophyceae; Mamiellales; Bathycoccaceae
Exons: 1
Coding region: 1-1659 (552 amino acids)
Source: RefSeq, a predicted model, not a curated record
AUGAAGCGAGGAAGAGAGGAAGAGAAUAAAAACGGCGCCUCGGCGCGAAAGAAUGCGCUGGGCGCGACAAUUAUUACCACUAAUUAUUCCGAUGAGAGAAGACGUUUCGAGUUUGAAAGCAAGAUGAAAGAGUUGAACGCAAAAUUUCUCGAGGCGUUCACUCGAUCGGUAAGGGAUCACCCGCGCGCGAUAAAGAACAAUCUCAUGCGUCAGUACUUGCAAUUCGUGAAGAAGCUCGGAGAAGAAUACGCCGACGUUAUCGCAUCUUCCACAGAAGGAGCUCGAAAAGAAGUGAGUGGAGGUGGACUUUGGAUUUUUGGUUCCAACGGAGACUCUGGCCAGUUUGGGUUUGGCUCCGACGCGAGCACGGGAGAACUCAUCGACGAACUCCUUCGACCGCGAGUGCUACAAAAAGGUAGCAUUCUAGGUAGCCCCGCGAAUACGAAAGUGAUUAAAAUCGCAUGCGGUGGUCAGCAAACGUUUGCCAUUCUAGAAACGGGACGAGUUUUAUCUUGGGGAGCAAACGACUCCGGUGCGCUGGGUCGACCAACAUCACCGCCAGAGAACGAAGAUGAAGACGAUGAAUCUUGGUUACCAGGGUAUGUCAAUCUUAAGCAAAAUACUAAAGCUGUAUCGGUCUGUGCGGGAGAUACGCACGCUUUAGUCGUUGCGAGUGAUGGGACUGUAUACGGAUGGGGUCAGUGGCGGCAUCAAAACGGUCAGUGGCGAGGCCUGAACAAACUAAAAGUUUCGGACACUCAGACGUUUUACAACCCGGUGGAAAUUUUGAACAAAAAAUACAGAGCGAAAUGCAUUCAAAGCGGCGAAAAUCACGCGUGCAUUUUGACCGAAAACGGCGAGGUGUACACCAUGGGAUGUUCGGAAAAAGGCCGUCUCGGACGAAUUGAAAAAACCGGCGUCGGAGCGGCGUACGCGGAUGACAAUCAAAAAGCGGACAGGGAGAAUAACGAGUCGUACGUGAAUGAUCUCUUAACCCCGGGGCGUGUUUUGAUAAAUAAUAGGAAAGAUCUGAAAGUCAAGGCGAUUGCUACCGGUGAAUUGCACGGGCAUUUAAUCCUGGAAAACGGUGACGUGUAUAGCAUCGGUUUAUCCUCCUUCGGACAGGGUGGCUUUUUUGACGACGGCGUGAUAGAAAGCGAACAAGUCGCGUGGCUACCUCGCAAAAUCCCAUCGCUUUCCGGCAAAGGCAUUAUUGCAGGAGCAGGCGGUGGUUUUCAUUCUUUGUUUCUCGCUAAAACGGGCAAAAUGUACGCCGUUGGCAAACGACACGAUGGCCGUUUAGGCGCUUUGGAGGAACGGCAAUGCAACGACGACCCGCAUCCGAAUCCUUUGGAAAUUUCCUCCUCUUUUUUUGGUAGAGAUUCAGUAAAAAUGGUAUAUGCGGGUUCAAACUCGUCCGGAGCGAUUACAAAUUCUGGAGAAAUAUACACGUGGGGUUCAAAUUUAGGCGCGCUCGGUCAAGGGCCCGAUAACAAGGACAUCUACCAACCGACGAAAGUGCCGAGAGUCAAAAGCGCUCCCGUAGGAAUUUCGUUUACAGAUAUGUCGAUUGGCGCGAGUCACGCUGGAGUCGUUGGCGUGAAUAAGACGGGGGAAAAUACUCCUCCCGCGAGGAAUACGAAGAAGCGCAGAUAUUAG